Aureococcus anophagefferens is the source of this 606-nucleotide messenger RNA. RefSeq lists its product as hypothetical. The record is from RefSeq and is a predicted model, not a curated record. NCBI's taxonomy places the organism in Eukaryota, Pelagophyceae, Pelagomonadales, Pelagomonadaceae. The transcript is spliced from 2 exons. The coding region runs from base 1 to 606 and encodes 201 amino acids.
AUGGACCCCGGCGCGACCGCCGCCCGGCCGCCGCGCGCGCCCGCACCGCCCGCUCGAGCGCGCGCCCGCAGGUUCGUCGCGUACGCGUGGUUCACGUCGAUCCUGCUCGUGCUCGCGAGCUUCUUCGCCGCGGCCGUCGUCGCGGACCGGCACCGGGGCAAGGGCACGGGCGGGCUCGGCUUCGCGGCGGUCUGGACGACGAUCCUCUGCCUCUUCAUCUCCGUGGGCGGCACGGUCGUCAUGCGCAAGUUCCAGACGGGCUUCGCCAUCGGCAUCUUCCUCGGCGUCGUCACGGUCAUGGCGAACCAGUGCCUCAUGAUGGUCGCCAUCUUCGGCCAAUGGUCGGGCAACGAGGACGAGGACAAGGAGUCGAAGAAGGCCGCGGACGACACCUUCACGACGUUCUCGUUCUUCCUCUUCGUCGUCUACGCCUUCUUCGCGUCGCUCCUCGCCGUCUUCCGCGCGUCCUUCGGCGCCUGUUUCGGAAACGACCUCAUCAAGGAGGACUCCGUCGCGUCGACGGACGUCGACGUGUCCGUGCCCGCCGGCGACGCGCCGGCGGCCGAGACCGUCGAGCCGCUCCCGGAGGAGCAGGCGGCGAACUAA